Messenger RNA from Coturnix japonica (Japanese quail), 1955 nucleotides. Its product is annotated as flavin-containing monooxygenase 5-like. NCBI's taxonomy places the organism in Eukaryota, Metazoa, Chordata, Aves, Galliformes, Phasianidae. The record is from RefSeq and is a predicted model, not a curated record. Gene Ontology annotation, molecular function: NADP binding; flavin adenine dinucleotide binding; N,N-dimethylaniline monooxygenase activity.
AUGGCGAGGAGGGUGGCCAUCAUCGGUGGGGGCAGCAGCGGGCUGUGCGCCAUCAAAGCCUGCCUGGAUGAAGGGCUGGAACCUGUCUGCUUCGAGAGAAGCGGGGACAUCGGGGGGCUAUGGAGGUUUGAGGAGAAGCCCGAGGAGGGCCGCGCCAGCAUCUACCGCUCCGUCAUCAUCAACACUUCCAAGGAGAUGAUGUGCUUCAGCGACUUCCCCAUCCCCGACGACUUCCCCAACUACAUGCACCACUCCAAGAUCAUGGAGUACUUCCGCAUGUACGCCCAGCGCUUUGACCUGCUCCGCCACAUCCGCUUCAGGACCAGUGUGCGUCGCGUGUCCAAGCGCCCUGACUUUGCCACCACGGGCCGUUGGGAGGUGGAGACCGAGAGCGAGGGCAAGCAGCAGUCAGCCAUCUUCGACGCCGUGUUGGUGUGCACCGGGCACCACACUGACGCACACCUCCCGCUGCACGCCUUCCCUGGCAUUGAGAAGUUCAAGGGCCGCUACCUCCACAGCCGUGACUACAAGGAACCCCGGGAGUUCAUGGACAAGAGGGUCGCUGUCAUUGGGAUUGGGAAUUCAGGGUCAGACCUGGCUGUGGAGAUCAGCCAGACAGCCAAGCAGGUCUUCCUCAGCACCCGCCGAGGUGCGUGGAUCAUGAACCGCGUAGGACAGCAGGGCUACCCCAUUGACACCAUCUUCACCACUCGCAUGAAGACAUUCUUGCAGCAUCUGAUGACCCCCUCCAUGGCGAGCGACUACGCAGAGAAGCAGCUGAACAUGAGAUUCGACCACGCAAACUACGGCCUGAAGCCAAACCACAGGGUCCUCGACCAGCACCCAACUGUCAAUGACGACCUGCCCAACCGCAUCAUUUCGGGCAGGGUGCGGGUGAAGCCAAACAUCAAGCAGUUCACGGAGACAUCUGCCAUCUUUGAGGAUGGCACUAAGGAAGACAUCGAUGCUGUAGUCUUUGCCACAGGGUACAGCUUCUCCUUCCCCUUCCUUGAGGGCUAUGUGAAGGUGGUGGAGAACCAGGUGUCUCUCUACAAAUAUGUGUUCCCUGUUGACUUGGAGAAGCCGUCGCUGGCUUUCAUUGGCUACAUCCAGCCUCUGGGAGCCAUCAUGCCUAUCUCAGAGAUGCAGUGUCGUUGGGCAACCCGUGUCUUUAAGGGGCUGAACAAACUGCCGCCCAGGCAUGACAUGGAGGCUGACAUCAAGCACAAGAGAGAGGAGAUGGCCAAGCGGUACGUGGCCAGCCGGCGGCACACCAUCCAGGUGGAUUACAUCCCCUACAUGGAUGAGCUCGCCUGCCAGCUGGGCGUCAAGCCCAACCUGCCGCUGCUUUUCCUCACUGACCCCAAGCUGGCGCUGGAGGUGCUGCUGGGGCCCUGCACACCCUACCAGUACCGCCUGCAUGGCCCCGGUGCAUGGCAGGGUGCCCGGGAGGCCAUCCUGACUCAGCAGCAGCGCAUUGUUCAGCCCCUGCAGACACGGCAUGUGGAGAAGCACACCUCCACCAUGCCGCUCCUCUUCAAGCUGGCUGGGGCCCUGGCAGUCUUCGCUGUCAUCUUUACCUACCUGUAGGCUGCUGCACUCUGCUUGGUGGGGUUGGUAAUGCUAGAGAGGCUACACAACCCCAUGGCACUCACGUCCCUCACAUCAAGGGAACUCUCUGCUUGUUGGCACGGCCCCACACAAGGAGUGCGAUGCACCAGAUCCUCCCAGGUGGGGCAGACCCAAAAAACACCCUGCAGCGACCCUGGGAUGAAGGAAAAACCCUUCCCAUGUGUGGGGGAAAGCCCCACCCUGCUCAAGUAUUGCUGCUGGCCGAGCAGAGGCCAUUCUGUCACCUGUAAUUCCAACGUGCCUCCACUGAUUACACUCACAUGGUUUCUACAUUGCAAAGGUAUAGCAGAGUUCCUAACCAGAUUAAAGUGUUUUCAACAGAA